This is a messenger RNA of Trifolium pratense (red clover), 866 nucleotides long. RefSeq names its product calcium-binding protein CML38-like. The record is from RefSeq and is a predicted model, not a curated record. The coding region runs from base 226 to 648 and encodes 140 amino acids. The transcript has a single exon. Gene Ontology annotation, molecular function: calcium ion binding. Lineage: Eukaryota; Viridiplantae; Streptophyta; Magnoliopsida; Fabales; Fabaceae.
UUAACUCCUCAUAAAACCACUAGACAAUUCAUACUUACCCUUGCCUCAAAAACCAUACUAUAUAACACAUCUUAAACUUUUAUUAUUUGCAUAUACAAGUUCAUAAAUCCUUUGCAUAUUCUAGUUUAGCUCCAGAAAUUAGUCUCAACAAUUGUACUUAGAGAUAUCUGAUUUAUACAAAAAAAAAAUAUACAAGUUCAUAGUAAUCCAAUAUUUUUGUGAGAGAUGAAGAAGAAUGCGGAAUUCGAGCAUGUUCUUAGAUAUUUUGAUGAAGAUGGUGAUGGAAAUGUUUCACCAACAGAGCUAAGACAUAAGCUAAGAGUAAUGGGAGAAGAGCUUUUGUUGAAAGAAGUUGAAAUGGCUAUUGAAGCAAUGGAUUCAGAUGGUGAUGGUUAUUUGAGUUUGGAGGAUUUGAUUUGUUUGAUGGAGGAAGGUGGAGAGGAACAAAAGUUGAAGGAUUUGAGAGAAGCAUUUGAGAUGUAUGAUAGUGAAAAUUGUGGUUUUAUAACUCCAAAGAGUUUGAAGAGGAUGCUUAAGAAGAUGGGGGAAUCUAAGUCCAUUGAUGAAUGUAAAGCUAUGAUUAAGCAUUUUGAUUUGAAUGGUGAUGGUUUGCUUAGCUUUGAUGAAUUCACAGUAAUGAUGCAGUGAUAGUUAAUGCUAGUGCUGAGUUAGGCUCAGGGCGCGCCCGUGAGCAUGUGCGUGUGUAUGUAGGCAUAGCAGGCCUGGCCUGCAGUAGCGUGGCGUGCAAGUCCGUGCCUCUAGUGUGUGUGCGCUUACUUGUAUUAGACUAUAUGGCUUGUAACUCUAUAAAAGGCAUUGACUAAUGAUGAAUAAAUCAGAGAUUAUCCUUUGGAAUUAACAGUUAA